UUAAACCAAAACUUGUUAAAUUUAGGUCAAGUGGUAAUCUCUAUAAUAUCCCCAAUUCAAUUUUUUCAUAUUCCCUGUAAAUCUAACCCCGUUUAGUUCAAUUUUAGCAAUCGCAAGCCAUUUUACUUCAAUCAAAACUCCCAAUUCAUUCAAUUUUGUACGACUACAAACCAUAAAAAAUGGGGAUUUCUAGGGUUUGCAUAGACCCUUCCAAACCUACAUGUUCAUCUUCAUCUUCAGAAUUAACUUCUUCCACAGCUAAAAUGGAGACUAUAAAUGGCUCCCACGAGUUUAAGAUUACUGGGUAUUCUUUAUCCAAGGGGAUGGGAAGCGGAAAGUAUAUAGCUUCUGAUACGUUCAUGGUGGGAGGCUAUUCAUGGGCAAUUUACUUUUAUCCUGAUGGAAAAAGUCCUGAUGAUAACGCAACGUAUGUAUCUUUAUUCAUCGCUUUGGCGAGUGAAGGUACCGAUGUUCGAGCUUUGUUUGAAUUGAAGCUUGAAGAUCAGAGUGGUAGAGGUAGGCAUAAGGUUCAUUCCCAUUUUGGUCGAACCCUCGAGAGCGGCCCAUAUACUCUCAAGUAUCGCGGUAGUAUGUGGGGCUACAAGCGUUUUUAUAGGAGGACGUCUCUGGAGCAAUCAGACUAUCUUAAAGAUGAUUGCCUUCUGGUUCAAUGUAUUGUUGGAGUUGUGAAGACGCAUACAGAAGGACCCAAACUUUAUAGAAUACCACUGCCACCUUCUGAUAUAGGACAGCAGUAUGGACAGCUUCUAGAAUCAAAAAAGGGAACUGAUGUAAAUUUUGAAGUUGAUGGUGAAAUCUUUGCUGCUCACAAAUUGGUUUUAGCAGCACGCUCACCUGUGUUUAGGGCUCAGCUUUUCGGUCCUAUGAAGGAAAAAAGCACGCAGUGUAUAAAGGUUGAAGAUAUUGAAGCUCCAGUUUUCAAGGCGUUGGUUCACUUCAUAUAUUGGGAUAAACUGCCUGACAUGCAAGAGCUAGCAGGUCUGAAUUCUAAAGGAGCUUCUACGAUAAUGGCUCAGCAUUUGCUAGCUGCAGCUGAUAGAUACGGACUUGAACGCCUCAAACUUCUUUGUGUGGCUACACUCGCUGAAGAUAUUUCCGUAAAUAACGUUGCAACGACAUUGGCAUUAGCGGAGCAACAUCAUUGUUCCCACUUGAAAUCAGUUUGCCUGAAAUUUGUUGCAUCACGCGAAAAUCUGAGAGCUGUUAUGCAGACUGAAGAAUUUGAGUACCUGAAGUUGAGUUGCCCAUCUGUAAUUAGUGAACUACUGGAGUUCGUCGCACGGUUCAGUGAGCAUUCUAUUCCUGUUCUGGGAUAUGGAAAUGAUCCAAUGCUAGAUGGUGGAGACGUGAACGGAAGACGCGUCAAGCCCAGACUAUUCUGAUAUAUUGUUUUUUUAAAACUUUCGCUGGAAGGAGAGGCGAGGGGAGAUGGUUGUGCUGGUUCCAUUGUAUUGUUGUACCAUAUGUCGCUGACUAGCGUGUACUGUUCUGGUAAUUGUAUGUAGUGUUAUUACUAUAAAAGUAAGAGGCUUUGGGGUGACAAGGAGGAACACAUCUGCAUCCAUUGUGUGAUUUUCGUAAUGAAAUUCUUUAAUAUUUUUCGGGAGUAUAAUGAAAUUAUGAGCCUAAAGACAUUUUAAAUUGA
Molecule: messenger RNA, 1666 nt
Organism: Amaranthus tricolor (Joseph's coat)
Lineage: Eukaryota; Viridiplantae; Streptophyta; Magnoliopsida; Caryophyllales; Amaranthaceae
Product: BTB/POZ and MATH domain-containing protein 1-like
Exons: 4
Coding region: 180-1403 (407 amino acids)
Biological process (GO): protein ubiquitination
Molecular function (GO): protein binding
Source: RefSeq, a predicted model, not a curated record